Molecule: messenger RNA, 3179 nt
Organism: Thermothelomyces thermophilus ATCC 42464
Lineage: Eukaryota; Fungi; Ascomycota; Sordariomycetes; Sordariales; Chaetomiaceae
Exons: 2
Coding region: 302-2980 (892 amino acids)
Biological process (GO): protein processing
Cellular component (GO): Golgi membrane; trans-Golgi network
Molecular function (GO): serine-type endopeptidase activity
Source: RefSeq, a predicted model, not a curated record
CCUACGGACGUACUCCGUCGUGUAUCUAGGUGUUCCCCCUUGGCACGCUUUCCACCUGCGACAACGCGGCCUCAGAUCCCGACCUCGAACCCCCCCCCCCCCCCCAAACAACAACCCAGCUCUUCGGCUGUGCGCCCGCCAACUCGACAAACAACAACAUCCAACAAGUGCGAAUUUGAAUUCGACUCGACAGCCCAUCGAUUCGUCUCUCUUCAUGCGCAUCAAUCCGAUCCGGAACCGCCGACUUUAACAACACCCGUGCCGGGCUCGACCACGGGGCUCCCGUAGUCCGCCAAAUACAAUGAAAAUCUGGUCAGGUGCGGCGUUGCUGGGCCUCGCCGCCCUCGCGACGGCCUCACACAUCCUCCCGCGGGACUGGGAGGCAAACGACUACUACGUCCUCCAUCUCGAUGCAGACACGUCGCCUCAAGAGGUAGCCAGGAGCCUGGGCCUGUCGCAUGAGGGUCCUCUGGGCGAGCUCCGAGACCAUCACGUCUUUGUCGCGAAGCGGGCCGAACACGACGUCGUCAAGCGGGAGCUGGCCCGGCGACGGAAAAAGCGGUCACUGGGUCUGGGUGGGAGAGACGUCCUGGACGGCGUCCUCUUCUCCCAGAAACAGCGGCUGCGGAAGCCGUGGGAGAAGCGCGUCGUUCCCAGACUGUUCGGUCCUCUGCCCCGGAGGUCGGUGGACGAGCCAGUGGAAUCGCUCGUCCAAAGACAGACCGAAGUCGCCCGAAAGCUCGACAUCAAGGACCCCAUCUUCCACGAACAAUGGCAUCUCUUCAACACGGUCCAGGCCGGCCACGACGUGAACGUCACGGACGUAUGGCUGCAGGGCGUCACGGGCAAGAACGCCACCGUUGCCAUCGUCGACGACGGCCUGGACAUGUACAGCGACGAUCUCCGGGACAACUACUACGCCUUGGGCUCGUACGACUUCAACGACAAGGCCGACGAGCCGCGGCCCCGCCUGGCAAACGACAACCACGGGACCCGCUGCGCCGGCGAGGUCGCGGCCGGCAGGAACAAUGCCUGUGGCGUGGGCGUGGCAUACGACUCCAACAUCGCCGGCCUGCGCAUCCUGUCCAAGCUGAUCUCGGACGCCGACGAGGCCGUAGCUCUGAACUACGACUUCCAGCACAACCAGAUCUAUUCCUGCUCGUGGGGCCCGCCCGAUGACGGAAAGAGCAUGGACGCCCCCGGCAUCCUCAUCCGCCGCGCCAUGUUGAACGCCGUGCAGAACGGCCGCGGGGGGCUGGGCUCCAUCUACGUCUUCGCCAGCGGCAACGGUGCCCACAACGAGGACAACUGCAACUUUGACGGCUACACCAACAGCAUCUACAGCAUCACGGUUGGCGCCCUCGACCGGAAGGGUCAGCAUCCCUACUACUCGGAAAGUUGCUCCGCCGGCCUCGUCGUCACCUACUCGAGUGGCAGCGGCGACGCAAUCCACACCACCGACGUCGGCCAGAACACUUGUACCAGCAGCCAUGGGGGAACCUCUGCCGCCGCCCCGCUGGCCGCCGGCAUCUUUGCCCUCGUCCUCCAGGUGCGCCCGGACCUCUCCUGGAGAGACAUGCAGUACCUCGCCAUGGACACCGCCGUGCCCGUCAACGUGGACACGGGCGACUACCAGGACACCACGAUUGGCAAGAAGUUCAGCCACACCUACGGCUACGGCAAGCUGGACAGCUACGCCAUCGUCGAGGCGGCCAAGAAGUGGAAGAAGGUGAAGCCGCAGGCUUGGUUCUACUCGCCCUGGAUCCACGUCAACCAGCCCAUCCCUCAGGGCGACAAGGGCGUCGUUGUCGAGUUCGAGGUAACCAAGGAGAUGCUCGAGGAGGCGAACCUCGACCGUCUCGAGCAUGUCACCGUCACCAUGAACGUGGAGCAUGGCCGCCGUGGUGAUCUCAGCGUCGACCUCAUCAGUCCCAACAAGAUCGUCAGCCACCUGUCCGUCACCCGGAAAAAUGACGAUUCCGACAAGGGCUACAACGACUGGACCUUCAUGAGCGUGGCUCACUGGGGCGAAUCCGGCGUUGGCACCUGGACCAUCGUCGUCAAAGACACCGAAAUCAACCAAUACACGGGCAAGUUCAUCGACUGGCACCUCAAGCUCUGGGGCGAGACUCGCGACGCCAGCAAGGCCCAGCUCCUCCCCAUGCCCACCGAGGAAGACGACGACGACCACGACGUGAUCGCGACCACCACCGCCACCGCAGCAACGACGACCGUCUCGAAGCCCGAGGCGACCGGCUCCGUCCCGGCGGACGCGACCGACCAGCCCAACCGCCCCGUCAACUCCAAGCCCACGGACACGUCUCCCGCCGAGACCUCCUCCUCCUCCUCCUCCUCCUCGUCGUCGGCCGAGACCGACAAGACCAACACCUGGCUGCCCUCCUUCCUGCCGACCUUUGGCGUCUCCGCGGCGACCCAGGCCUGGAUCUACGGCUCGCUCGUGCUCAUCGUGCUCUUCUGCGCCGGCCUGGGUAUCUACCUGUACCUGGCCCGCCGCAAGCGCCUGCGCAACAAGACGCGCACCGACUACGAGUUUGAGCUGCUCGACGACGACGACGACGACGACGAAGAGGCGGCGGCGCUGACACGCGGCGGCGGCGGCGGGGAGAAGGGCGUCGUUGGCGGCGGCGGCGGCGGCGGCGGAAAGCGGGGCAGGAGGACGAGGGGCGGCGAGCUGUACGACGCCUUUGCUGGGGAGAGCGACGAGGACAGCGACGACAACGAUUUCGCGGGCGGCGGUGGUGGCGGGGGCGGGGGCGGGUACCGCGAUCGCAGCGACUCCCGGUCCCGGUCCCGGUCGGACGGGAGCGGGUCCCCGAUCGGGAUAAGCGAGAAGCUGCCUGGGCGGAGGGAUAGCUUGUCCGGUGAGGAGGAGCAUCAUGUCGUCGGGGAUGAUGAUGACGACGACGAGGACGGGACUGGGAACGAUCAGGCCCGGCCGUUGCAGGGCGGGGCUCGGUAGUAGUGUUGUUUUCUGUUUUCUCGUUUUAUUUCGGGUCUGGGAUGUCUUUUUUUUAUUUUAUUUUUUUAUUUUUGUCGCGGUGUGAGUGUGUUUGUCGGGUCCGGUUCGGCAGUUCAUGAUCAUUCCUCUAUAAAUAAGGUAUGGAUCGUAUAUAUUAUAUAUUACAUACAGUUGAAGCCUUAGCACAGUAUGAAUCUCC